AGGGAAGCCAAAGACGGAGUUUAAAAUGAGUCAUUUUCUACAGGCAACAAACGGAAAGUGCGUCUCUAUCAGUUCCUCCUGGACCUCCUGCAGGACGGAGACAUGCGGGACUGCAUCUGGUGGGUGGACCGAGAACGAGGCAUCUUUCAGUUCUCCUCCAAACACAAGGAGACGCUCGCCGGCCGCUGGGGUCAGCAGAAGGGCAACCGCAAGAGAAUGACCUACCAGAAGAUGGCCAGGGCUCUGCGCAACUACGGCAAGACCGGCGAGGUCAAAAAGGUCAAGAAGAAACUCACGUACCAGUUCAGCGGCGACGUGAUGAGGAGGAUGACUGUGGACAGGAGGCAGUAUCAUCACUGACACUCGGGACACCAAACAUUUCCUAUACACCUACAACUUCAUUAUUCUCAAACGCUCUCUUGUCACUGUUCUGCAGUCCAAAUUCUAAUCUCAGGGAUAUGUCAAAGGUAUAGGUAAUAAGGGUAUGUGUAAUAUUUGGGUAUAGCUGACCACUGGACAAAUGACGUUAUUUUUCAACAUUUUUUUAGCUUACAGUUUAUAUAUUUGUCUAAGGGAACGAGUUCAUGCUUGCUGGAUUUGAUGCUGUAACCGGUCACUGUUUUUUCCCCCUUACACUGUAAAAAAAA
Molecule: messenger RNA, 647 nt
Organism: Pimephales promelas (fathead minnow)
Lineage: Eukaryota; Metazoa; Chordata; Actinopteri; Cypriniformes; Leuciscidae
Source: RefSeq, a predicted model, not a curated record